Molecule: messenger RNA, 1632 nt
Organism: Trichoplusia ni (cabbage looper)
Lineage: Eukaryota; Metazoa; Arthropoda; Insecta; Lepidoptera; Noctuidae
Gene: Ccnl1
Product: cyclin-L1-like
Exons: 1
Coding region: 301-1557 (418 amino acids)
Biological process (GO): regulation of transcription by RNA polymerase II
Cellular component (GO): nucleus
Molecular function (GO): cyclin-dependent protein serine/threonine kinase regulator activity
Source: RefSeq, a predicted model, not a curated record
AUUAUGAUUCUUUUCAUAUUCUAUUCUAAUAUUCUCGUAAGAAUUUUGUUUACAAAUCUGGACUUUGACAUAUGUUGGGUUGGUGGCGCCAUCUUAAUUUUAGUGUCAAUCGUAGUCAACAAAAGCGUGUUUUCAUGGAGCUCACUGGAGCUCACCCUGUUUUGCGGUUGAUUGCUCUCUAAUUAUAAUUAAGCCUGCGUAGUAUUCGUAGAUAAUCAGUAAAUAAUGUAACUUCGAGUAACACUUGAUAAAAAUAAGUUCGUGAGUUAUUUAAAAAGUGAGUAGUUGCGUAUCGCCAAAAUGACGGCUACAACAUUGCAAAACCAGGCCAAGCUGACCCCAGCGGUGCCGCCUAAGCCUCAGAAAACCUACGGGAAGAUCGUUCUAACGUUAUACAACCUCCUUUUGCCGGAGGCCGUGUUUAAAGAAACGCCCUCGCAAGCAGAUGGCCUUGACGUCGAGACCGAGACCGACUUACGUAUCUUGGGAUGUGAGAUGAUUCAAACAGCUGGCAUCCUGCUCAAACUGCCCCAAGUUGCCAUGGCGACAGGACAAAUAUACCUCCAGAGGUUCUACUACUCGAAGUCUUUUGUCAGAUACCCAAUGGAAAUUAUGGCCAUGGGUAGCAUCUACCUAGCCUCGAAAGUCGAAGAGAAGCCGUGCAGGAUCCGAGACGUGAUCAAUGUGUUCCACCACAUCAAGCAGGUGAGGGCUCAGAAGACAAUUAGCCCUCUGAUAGUAGACCAGAACUACAUAGAGUUGAAGAAUCAAGUUAUUAAAGCAGAAAGGAGGAUUUUAAAAGAGCUGGGAUUCUGUGUGCAUGUGAAGCACCCACACAAACUCAUUGUAGUCUAUCUGCAAGUGCUCACAUACGAGAAGAACCGCCAGCUUAUGCAGAUGGCAUGGAACUACAUGAACGAUGCUCUCCGAACUAAUGUCUUUAUGCGGUUCCCACCUGAGACCAUUGCCUGUGCUUGCAUUUAUUUAACAGCAAGGAAAAUAGGUCUUCCUCUGCCAAACAACCCUCAUUGGUUCCUGCUAUUCAAGGUUACUGAGGAAGAUAUUAGAGUGAUCUGUGCUUGCAUUCUGAAGCUCUACAAGAGACCUAAAGUUAAUCCUGAGGAGUUAGAGAACAAAGUGGAUAUGCAACGCAAAGCAUACCAAGCUAACAAAGUCCUUCAGGCAGCAAAAGAACGAGAGAUCGCUAAAGCAGAAGAGAAGAAAGUAGAAUCUCCCACUCCUUCAACCUCAAAGGAACCAAGUAGGAGGGAGACUAAAAAAGACAAGUCACCGAAAACCCCACCGUUAUCAUCUAAAUACCACAGCAGUCAUAAGUCAAAGAAAGACAGGCGGUCCCGUUCUCCAUAUGAACGUAAGAGAGAGUAUUCUAGCAGUAAUAGCAAGAGACAUAAGUCUCGAUCCCGAGACCGUGAGUUGGACCGCUCCAGGGAGAGACGCAAUGAUGACAAGAGAGGCCGCGGGAUGUCCCGCAAGUAUGAUGACUAUGACCGAUCUAAGUCCAGCCGGGACAGUAGGGAUGACAAACGAAAACAUUAGAAUUUUAACUGUUAAUGAUCAAUGAAUAUGUAAUAGAUUAAGGUUGAAAUAAAAUCCUGUUCAAUUCAAAUUUAA